Molecule: messenger RNA, 1129 nt
Organism: Rosa rugosa (rugosa rose)
Lineage: Eukaryota; Viridiplantae; Streptophyta; Magnoliopsida; Rosales; Rosaceae
Product: prohibitin-3, mitochondrial
Exons: 2
Coding region: 54-893 (279 amino acids)
Biological process (GO): mitochondrion organization
Cellular component (GO): mitochondrion; membrane
Source: RefSeq, a predicted model, not a curated record
CCCUACCUCCUCCCCACUCCAGAAAACCCAUCUCACCUUCUCUUCAUCACACCAUGGGAAGCAACCAAGCCGCCGUGUCCUUCCUCACCAACCUCGCACGCGCCGCCUUCGGCCUCGGCGCCGGCGCCACAAUCGUCAACUCCGCCCUCUACACCGUCGACGGCGGCCAGCGCGCCGUCCUCUUCGACCGUUUCCGCGGCGUCAUCGACGAAACCGUCGGCGAAGGCACCCACUUCCUGAUCCCAUGGCUCCAGAAGCCCUACAUCUUCGACAUCAGGACCCGCCCCCACACCUUCUCCUCCAUCUCCGGCACCAAGGAUCUACAGAUGGUCAACCUCACUCUUAGGGUUCUCUCCCGCCCCGAGGUCAGUCGCCUCCCUCAGAUCUUCAAAACCCUGGGGCUCGAGUACGACGAGAAGGUCCUCCCCUCGAUCGGGAACGAGGUUCUCAAGGCGGUGGUGGCGCAGUUCAACGCCGAUCAGCUCCUGACGGAGCGGCCGCACGUGUCGGCGCUGGUGCGGGAGAGCUUGAUCCGCAGGGCUAAGGAUUUCAACAUUGAGCUGGACGACGUGGCCAUCACGCACUUGUCGUACGGGGCGGAGUUCUCACGCGCCGUCGAGCAGAAGCAGGUGGCGCAGCAGGAGGCGGAGCGCUCCAAGUUUGUUGUGGCGAAGGCGGAGCAGGAGAGGAGGGCUGCUAUUAUCAGGGCUCAGGGUGAGAGUGAAUCUGCUAAGCUGAUUUCUGAGGCGACUGCCGCUGCCGGAAGUGACUUGAUUGAACUUAGGAGGAUAGAGGCCAGUAGAGAGAUUGCCGCCACGCUCGCCAAGUCGCCGAAUGUCAACUACCUGCCUAAGGGGAACCAGGUCCUCUUCGGCCUCGGUGGUGGUCGUUGAAUGGUCUCAAGAAGCAGCACAAGCAUGACCGGAUCAUAAAUAGCCAGAAGAGGGGAUAUUUCAAGAAGCUUUUCUGUUUUUGCUUGGAAAUAGUCGGAACCUUCAUAAUGUUAAAAAAAAAAAAAAAACUAAUGGUUUUAGGAAAGCUUCUGGAUGUUGUUUAAAUGGCUAAACAUUCUGCAUGUUUGUUGGUACUUUCACUACUUUGAUUAGAAAUAUUGGAGCUCUUUUGUUAA